This is a messenger RNA of Belonocnema kinseyi, 1428 nucleotides long. Its product is annotated as probable RNA-binding protein 18. NCBI's taxonomy places the organism in Eukaryota, Metazoa, Arthropoda, Insecta, Hymenoptera, Cynipidae. The record is from RefSeq and is a predicted model, not a curated record. Bases 347 to 961 code for a protein of 204 amino acids. The transcript has 5 exons. Gene Ontology annotation, molecular function: RNA binding.
AAAUGGUGGUAGAGAUGCGCUUGCGAUGGCUUUCGAAUCGAUCAACUCCAAGCUAUAAAAAUAUUCUUCCUAAUUAUAAAUUAUCCAUUUGAAGUGUAUAAUCUGCCAAAGAAUUUUUCCUCUUAUUUUGUGUGACGUAUGUUUUUAAGUCAAAAAUGUUCAGCGUCAUACGAUUAUUCGUCAACUGUAAUGUUAGCUGACAGAGGAGAUAUGGAGAGAGGAGUUUUCUAAGGUUUCUCAUGAAUAAUCGGCAAUUGAUGCACGAAUUACUGCAUGGGGAUCGAUACGGACUCGGAAAAGGUUUCCUUUUGCAUCACCCUCAUAAAUUCACAUUAUUUCUGCAAGAAUGGAGCCGGAUUCGAAAAUUCCUCUUCCUUUAGACCCUAUAAAAUCCAAUAAGGUAGAGGAUAGAAGAUUGUGGGUUGGAAAUCUGGAUUUGAGAAUUAAUGAGUACCAACUCCUGAAACUCCUUCAAAAACAUGGAACCAUCGAAAAGUUUGACCUGCUGUUCCACCGGUCUGGCCCACAAGCUGGACAACCUCGAGGUUAUGCCUUCGUUACCUACAAAACGGGCGAAGAUGCAGAAGCUGCGAUGGACGCACUUCACAAUCUCAGAAUUGGAGCGAAAAAUAUCGUAGUCAGAUGGGCUCACAGCGUCAACGAGAACGACAUGGACAGGGCUAAACCAAAGAUUGAAAUACCAGCUUUAGCCGGUGCGAAGAAGGAAGAAAAAAAGAUAAGUCGUGAAACGGCUAUUCAAGCAAUCGAGGCAAAGCUGAAAAUGAUGCGAGAGUCCGAAGAAGAAUUCGAGCUUAAUAAACCGCUCGUAGGAACCUCAGUUUUGCAGCAAUACAUGAGGCAAGAUCAUCAAAAACCGUCCACCUCAGCGCGAUUUCGCAGCAAUUAUGGGAGUCACUACCAAAAUAAAAAACCGUACACUCGAUCCAAGCCCAGAAGAUAAUUCCCAGCGGAUAUCAAAAUCUGAAAUUCGUUCAGUUAGCACAUAAUUGACUGACCAAUAAUCUCCAUUCAAUCCUAUACUCAUUAUUAUUAUUAAUAAUAUUUAUUUUCCGUCUUCGAUACAUCAUUCUAGUUGUACAUAGCGAAUCGGAAUUUCGCCUACAUACUCUAUUUUAAACCUAUACGCUAGUUGUAAGAGACUGAGUGCGCUACUAAUUUAUAGAUUAAUUUGGAAUAUGUGUAGAGCGGCAGUGCUUCAGACUUCCGCAGAAAGCCAAAAAAUGAUGAUUCCUGUUUAGGUGCAAUGCUAAUGUUGCCACCAAAGAUAAUGCAAGUACCUUUUAAGUUCACUUGCGUGCCCUUCGACUCUAGUGCGAUAUUUUCCCCCGUAUUUUUGGUAUAAAAUUAUACUUAUAUUUUUAUCGUAAUAAAUGCGAAUGCAUCACUGUGCGUCGCUUCCUUUUUCUA